AAGAUGAAGAACGAUUCAAUGCAAAUAGAAUUCAUCCUUUUGGGUCUGACAGAUGACCCCAUCUUGCAGAUUGUAAUUUUCUUCUUUUUAUUUUUUACCUACAUGUUGAGUGUGACAGGAAAUCUAACUAUUAUCAUCCUCACUUUGCUGGAUUCACGCCUUAUGACACCAAUGUAUUUCUUCCUACGGAACUUCUCCUUUUUAGAAAUCUCAUUCACAACUGUCUGUAUUCCAAGGUUUCUAGUGAGCCUUGUGACAAAAGAUAGAACUAUUUCCUAUAUGAGUUGCAUGAUUCAGUUAUUUUUUUUCAUCUUUUUGGGGGUAACUGAAUUUUACCUUCUGGCUGCUAUGUCUUAUGACCGCUAUGUAGCUAUAUGUAAACCUCUGCAUUAUAUCACCAUCAUGAGUAAUAAAGUUUGCUACCAACUUGUACUCAGCUCUUGGGUAACUGGAUUCCUGAUUAUCUUUCCUCCAGUAAUUUUAGGACUCAAGUUGGAAUUCUGUGCUUCUAAUGUCAUUGACCAUUUUAUUUGUGAUUCUUCGCCCAUCCUGCAAAUCUCUUGCUCGGAUACACAUUUUCUAGAGCUAAUGUCUUUUUUCUUAGCUGUUUUUACACUCAUGGUCACACUGAUGUUAGUGAUUCUCUCCUAUGGGUGUAUCAUCAGGACAAUUCUCAAAUUCCCAUCUGCUCAGCAAAGAACAAAAGCCUUCUCCACCUGUUCUUCUCACAUGAUUGUGGUUUCCAUUUCUUAUGGCAGCUGCAUCUUUAUGUACAUAAAGCCAUCAGCAAAUGAUAGAGUGACUUUAAGCAAAGGGGUAGCUGUGCUCAAUACGUCAGUGGCCCCCUUAUUAAACCCCUUCAUUUAUACCCUAAGGAAUCAGCAAGUGAGACAAGCCUUCAAAGACAUGGUUCAGAAAGUUUUAUUUGUUUUAAAAAAAUGA
This is a messenger RNA of Tupaia belangeri chinensis (Chinese tree shrew), 942 nucleotides long. Its product is annotated as olfactory receptor 6C6-like. Gene Ontology annotation, cellular component: membrane. The transcript has a single exon. Bases 4 to 942 code for a protein of 312 amino acids. Gene Ontology annotation, biological process: G protein-coupled receptor signaling pathway. The record is from RefSeq and is a predicted model, not a curated record. Gene Ontology annotation, molecular function: olfactory receptor activity; G protein-coupled receptor activity. NCBI's taxonomy places the organism in Eukaryota, Metazoa, Chordata, Mammalia, Scandentia, Tupaiidae.